AGUCUUCAGGCCCUCGGUCGGUGAGGGGUGAACCAGGCCCAGAGAGAGCUGGGCCCCUGGAAAUGUCACCUUCUCAGGAGGCUGGAAAGCUAUGCUAUCUGCUCUGCCUGGCAGGGUAGGAUCCGCCCUGGAGGAAGGAACCAGACCAGGUGUUGGCCGAGUCUGUGGUGUUAAGGAAGACUGARGGCCAGGAGGCAGCCCUGGCAGAAGCCCUUCUGUGGGCAGCUGGAACGCUCUGGUCCUACAGGUGAAGCUGACCCGUCACCAGGACUUAUGACCCGUGGCCUCACUCCCAUCCUGCCCCUCGAGUUCCACAAGAUGGGCUCCUUCCGCAGGCCAAGACCGCGCUUCAUGAGCUCCCCGGUGCUCAGCGACCUGCCCCGGUUCCAAGCUGCCCGGCAGGCCCUGCAGCUGAGCUCCAACUCAGCCUGGAACAGUGUCCAGACAGCCGUGAUCAACGUUUUCAAAGGGGGCGGCUUGCAAAGCAACGAGCUGUAUGUCCUGAAUGAAAACAUCAGGCGCCUGCUGAAGAGUGAACUUGGGUCGUUCAUUACAGACUAUUUCCAGAACCAGCUGCUUGCAAAGGGACUGUCGUUUGUGGAGGAGAAGAUCAAGCUGUGCGAAGGUGAGGACCUCGUGAAGGCUCUGGCUGACGUCUGGGACCACUUCUUCACGGAGACCCUGCCCACCCUGCAGGCCAUCUUCCACCCAGUUCAGGGACAGGAGCUGACCAUCCGCCAGAUCUCCCUCCUGGGCUUCCGAGACCUGGUCCUGCUGAAGGUGAAGCUGGGUGACUUGCUGCUUCUGGGGCCGCCAUCCAAGCUGCCCUCCUCCAUCGUCCAAAUGCUGCUCAUCCUGCAGAGUGUUCACGAGCCCACUGGUCCAAGUGAGGGUUAUCUGCAGCUGGAGGAGCUGGUGAAGCAAGUGGUUUCUCCUUUCCUGGGCAUCAGUGGGGACCGAAGCUUCUCAGGACCCACGUACUCACUGGCCAGGCGGUACUCCAGGGUCCGGCCCAAGGUGACCCUCCUGAACUACGCCUCCCCGGUGACCGCCAUCAGCCGGCCGCUGAACGAGAUGGCCCUGACCCCACUGACGGAGCAGGAGGGAGAGGCCUACCUGGAGAAGUGCGGCAGCGUUCGGCGGCACACGGUGGCCAACGCCCACUCGGACAUCCAGCUGCUGGCCAUGGCCACCAUGAUGCACUCGGGCCUGGGGGAGGAGGCCGGCAGCGAGGACAAGUGCCUGCUGCUGCCGCCCAGCUUCCCCCCGCCCCACCGGCAGUGCUCCAGUGAGCCCAACAUCACCGACAGCCCCGACGAACUGGAGGAGGUGGCCRGGGACAGCCAGGAGGACUCGGAGCCCAACUGCGCUUCCCUCAGCUGA
Urocitellus parryii (Arctic ground squirrel) is the source of this 1383-nucleotide messenger RNA. It is a transcript of the gene Prr5l, whose product is annotated as proline rich 5 like. The record is from RefSeq and is a predicted model, not a curated record. Gene Ontology annotation, cellular component: TORC2 complex. Gene Ontology annotation, biological process: TORC2 signaling. NCBI's taxonomy places the organism in Eukaryota, Metazoa, Chordata, Mammalia, Rodentia, Sciuridae.